Messenger RNA from Closterium sp. Yama58-4, 1119 nucleotides. NCBI's taxonomy places the organism in Eukaryota, Viridiplantae, Streptophyta, Zygnematophyceae, Desmidiales, Closteriaceae. The record is from the annotation of a GenBank genome assembly.
AUGGACGCUAGAAAUAAACCCGCAAGUUGCCGUGCACCAGGGGACAAUGUCCCGUCGUCUAUUUUAGACAGACUGCUCUUAGCGCGCGGACAUAAUGGCGUAUUUAGUCUCUCCAGAUUUGUCGCCAGACCACCUGCCGUUGUUGAGCGUUCGGCUUUCAAAUGUCGUCAGCUGGCGGUGCGAUCAGGUUCGAAUGAUGAGGCGUCAGUCACGCCAGAAAAAAAGGAGCCGCAGCAACAGACGGAUACGGAGAAGGAAGAGCUGGCAGCGAGGCUAGCGAAGGCGGAGGCGGAGGCAGCGGCGCUGCGGCUGGAACUGGAGCAGCGGCGGCUGGAGAAGGCGGACAAUCUGAUCCGCAUGAAGCCCAACAGCGACGUGUACAUCGACGGCACCGGCGCGCGCGAAACCAUCUUUCAAGGACCCGUCGUCACUGGGAAGUCGGGCAACAAGGGAGCAGCGCGGUCGUGGGGCUUCACGGAGACGGAGCUGCUGAGCGCGCAGGCCGGCAGCGAGGGGGACGGCGAUCUGGACGGCAAGGAGAGGGACGGCAUUGUCACGCGGCGGCUGCUCAUUGGUGCUGGCCUCGCUGUGCUGGCACUUCCCGUCGCGCUGUACGACAUUCCUCUCACAGUGGCUCCUCCCAGCAAGCCUCUCUUCUUCUACGUCGUGCCACUUGUCCGCCUACAAUUGGCUCUCCAGGCCAUCGUUUCACAAGCAGACUCGCUAGAUGUUGUGGCUCUGCGCUCGCAGCUGCGCUUUGCAGUGGGCACUGUCGACACCGUCAGGGAGAAUCUUGUCAGCACCACGGUCCUUCUAGAGGACAAGUCACAGCAGCCAGCAAAAGAGCUCGCAUUUGAGAUUUUAGACUAUCUGCAACAGGCGGAUUACGGUAAUUAUUUCGAGAACAUGGGUGCUCCAAGCCCAUCACAACAGUUGGAGUUCCUCUCAUUCAGCCUCAAAUCUAUCAAGGCUGCCAUUUCGAGAUUGGACAAGUUCCUUCGAUACGUUCCAUCAGAGGUCGUGGAAGCAGCAAACCAGCAAGUGAAUCCGAGUUUCAACAUUCCGGAAGUAUCAGAACCUGAGGAUACCACGGAAGGCUCUACAACUACUGCAGCAUAG